Asparagus officinalis (garden asparagus) is the source of this 2139-nucleotide messenger RNA. Its product is annotated as cyclin-A2-1-like. Gene Ontology annotation, cellular component: nucleus; cyclin-dependent protein kinase holoenzyme complex; cytoplasm. Bases 331 to 1791 code for a protein of 486 amino acids. The transcript is spliced from 11 exons. NCBI's taxonomy places the organism in Eukaryota, Viridiplantae, Streptophyta, Magnoliopsida, Asparagales, Asparagaceae. Gene Ontology annotation, molecular function: cyclin-dependent protein serine/threonine kinase regulator activity. Gene Ontology annotation, biological process: regulation of cyclin-dependent protein serine/threonine kinase activity; mitotic cell cycle phase transition. The record is from RefSeq and is a predicted model, not a curated record.
AAUCGGAGGGCGAGAUUUGAACUAUUUCGCCGUCCCGCUCACGGAGUUACUCGCCGUUAACUCUUUUCUUUGAAAAGGGCGCUCGCUUUCGUUCAAUCUCUCUCUCUCUCUCUAAACCCUCGCUCGCUCUCUCUCUCUCUCUCUCUAGACCCUAGAGCUCUACCUUUCUCUCUCCUCAUCCGUUGAGGCCGCCGUCGCAUGCGCCCAAGCUCGGGUCUCUCCGGCGGUUCCGGAUCGCCGGGAGGAGUUCGGAGCUCCGAUUAGCGGCGACGGCGUUAGGCAGGUUGUACGAAGUGAACAUAUAAAAGUGUGGUUUAAGCUUUAGUGGCAAUGAAGAAGGAAACAUCUGAAAAUUCAGUACUUGCUGGAUGUGAAGCACCUUCGGGCCGAAUAACACGGGCUAGGGCUGCUGCUUGGCGCGCAAGUGGUUCCGUGCUCCAGUUGAAACCUCCUCUUGUACAGCUGGACAAGGAGCAAGUACUACGGGGGAAGAAAAAGAGAGAUGAGAACAGUUGUGCUGCUCCUAAUGCAGCUUUUCAGCACAAGAAGAGGGCAGUACUCCGGGACGUGACGAAUACUUGCUGUGCGAAUUCAUUUAAGGACUGCAUCAAUGUGAGCAAAAUACAGGCUAAGGUCUCUCAGAAGAUUAAAUCCGGUCCUUCCAAGCCUAAACUAUGUUCUAGCAAGAAGGUUUUCAAUCAAGCCCCAUCCAUUUCUGUGAAAAGUGCAGUGAUUCUUGAAAACAAGAAGGAUAAACAGAUAAAGGAGGUGGUGAUGUUGGAGACACAAGAUGCUGAUUUGUCGUUCAGUAUGAAAGAAAAUCUCUCAUCCCCACAAAAUGCAGAGAGUCUUAUGGAAGGGGAGAGCACCUGUGGUACAACUUUGCUUGAAGAAUAUAUCUCCAGAGAUGAAUUCUGCAAGGAUCCUGAGGGUUUAUCUGAGUUGGAAUAUAUAGAUAUUGAUGCUGACCAUACAAAUCCUCAAAUGUGCUGCUUAUAUUCAUCUGAUAUAUAUUCUAAUCUACAUGCUGCCGAGAUCCUCAGAAGACCUUGUUCCAACUUCAUGGAAACAGUGCAGCGAGAUAUCACUCAUAGCAUGCGGGGUAUUCUAAUUGAUUGGCUUGUCGAGGUUUCUGAUGAAUAUGGCCUUGUUCCAGACACUUUAUAUCUUGCUGUUAACAUCAUUGAUCGGUUUCUCUCCCAAAAUUAUAUUGAAAGACAAAGGCUGCAACUACUGGGCAUUACUUCCAUGUUAAUUGCAUCAAAGUAUGAAGAAAUUAUCAGUCCCCGUAUAGAGGAAUUUUGCUUUAUUACAGAUAACACAUACACCAAAGGAGAGGUACUUAAAAUGGAAAUUCAAGUGCUGAGAUUUUUGGGCUUUCAACUCUCUAUACCUACUGUAAAAACAUUUCUCAGGAGAUAUAUUCGAGCAGCAUAUACAUCAUACAAGGUUCCUCCUCAAGCCUUGAGUCAUCUGGCAAACUAUUUAGCAGAGCUGACAUUGAUUGAAUAUAGCUUCUUAAAGUUUCUUCCUUCAAUCAUAGCUGCAUCUGCCGUAUUCCUUGCAAAAUGGACACUGCAUCAAUCUGACCAUCCAUGGAAUAGCACCCUGGAGCACUAUACCUCUUAUAAAGCUUCAGAACUUAAAGCAACGGUUCUUGCAAUGCAGGAGUUACAAUUGAACUCGAACAAUUGUCCCCUCAAUGCGAUUCGUGAGAAGUACAAACAAUCAAAGUUCGAGUCUGUGGCUUCGAUGACAUCUCCGAAGCUUCUCCAAUCACUAUUUGACUGAUUAUAUAUACUAGGACUGUCCUUUCGAUCUACUGAGGAUGUUAACAGAGGGUUAGCAGAAAACAACCUUGUGACUGUCUAUCUCAUUUCUUUCUUCAUUUCUUUCAUAUCUUCGUUUUUAUGGUGGUGGGGUGAUUCUACCAUCUGUUCUUUUUUCCCUUUAAAGUUUUAUCUGUGUAACGCAAAAAUAUAGGGGAGGUGAUAACAGGUCGACUGAUGCUUGGCCAAAUGGCAUAUUUAUUUCAAGCAUUUUGAUGUAAAGCAGUGGCUGUGCUUUUGCCUUAGUGUCCUUUUUUGGUAGGAAUGUAACUAUUUCAAUGAUAAUUUACAUGAUCAAAUUUCAAAAUUU